UAAAUUUGUAUUUUAUCUGCUCGUUCAUAAGUGUCUUUCGUAUAAUUAAUCUGCGAGGUAUCGGAUUUUGCAAAAAUAAAAAAAAGGAAUUCGUAAUUGGAAAUUUUAUUAUCGUUCCUCACACUGUUUUAAAAACUAUCGAACUAGUGCGUAAUCAGAAGAUAAAAAAAAAUGAGAGUACUUCUAUUGACAUUUAUAUUGGCAAGUGUUAUUUUUUCAUCGAUUCAUUUAAAUUUAGUAUCUGCGAAUGAAUCCAAUCAAGUUAUUGCCUUUAACAAUGUAAAAGGUGAAUUUGACCGUAAAAAGCGACAAAUACCACAACAAAGCUUUCCUCAAUCACAAGGUAGUUUAAACAAUGAAGAUGUAAAUAUCCUCGGACUACUCAAUUCGUUUGGUAAAUUACAGCAAGAAUCCAAUUCAAUAGUAGAAUCUAAUACACAUUCUCCUAAUCCAAUUAAUUCUAAUUAUCAAUUUUUGCAAAAUGGUAAUCAUUAUCAACAGAAUGGAAACCAAUUUCCACAAAAUGGAAAUCAAUUUCUACCAAAAGUAAACCAAUUUCCACAAAAUGGUUACCAAUUUCCACAAAAUAGUUACCAAUUUCCACAAAAUGGUUAUCAAUAUCCACAAAAUGGAAAUCAAUUCCCACAAAAUGGAUACCAAUUUCCACAAAAUGGAAAUCAAUUCCCACAAAAUGGAUACCAAUUUCCACAAAAUGGAAAUCAAUUCCCACAAAAUGGAUACCAAUUUCCACAAAAUGGAAAUCAAUUAUAUCAACCAGGAGCAGGAGUCAAUUUUUCACCAUUAACAUCCAAUUCCAAUAUUGGAUUAAGUGAAUCUCAAUGUGACAUUCACAUAAAGAAAAUGGAAUCAAUGUAUAAUCAAAUUUUAGAAGAGAUCAUGAAAGAUGUGAAAGCUGCAGCGAAUAAGGAAAAAGAUAACGGAAUUCUGCAAAAUCUUGUCAAUCGUUUUGGUACAUUUCGUCAAAAUAUUAGAAAUUUUGCUAAAAAAAUAACAAUGGGAAUAUCUGAUAAAAUUAUGGAGCAAAUUUUAAAAGUUAAUUAAAGUUACAAAAGAGAAAUGGAACAAUAAUUAAUUGUAUGAAGAAAAAUAUAAUUAUU
Messenger RNA from Leptopilina heterotoma, 1118 nucleotides. RefSeq names its product TOM1-like protein 6. The transcript has 2 exons. Lineage: Eukaryota; Metazoa; Arthropoda; Insecta; Hymenoptera; Figitidae. The record is from RefSeq and is a predicted model, not a curated record. The coding region runs from base 172 to 1062 and encodes 296 amino acids.